AUGGGGAGGGCAAGGGGACUGGCCACGGUCCGGGUCGAGGGCAUCCCAAAGGAACCCACUGAGCUCGACCAAAUCACAACCCUUCCCAACGGCCUGCGGGUCGCGUCGGAAGCGCUGCCCGGGUCCUUUGCCGGCGUGGGCGUCUACAUCGAGGGCGGGUCGCGCUUCGAGACGCCCUCGCUCCGGGGCGUGUCGCACAUCAUGGACCGCCUGGCCUUCAAGUCGACGUCGUCCCACACGGCGGACCAGAUGCUCGAGCGCGUGGAGAACCUGGGCGGCAACAUGCAGUGCGCGUCGUCGCGCGAGUCCAUGAUGUACCAGGCCGCCACGUUCAACCGCGCCGUGCCCGAGGCGGUCGCCCUCCUGGCCGAGACCAUCCGCGACCCCCGCAUCACCGACGGCGAGGUGGCCGAGCAGGUCGAGACGGCCCGGUACGAGGUGUCGGAGAUAUGGGGCAAGCCCGAGCUCAUCCUGCCGGAGCUGGUGCACACGGCUGCCUACCGGGACAACACGCUGGGCAAUCCGCUGCUGUGCCCCGAGGAGAGGCUGGCGAGCAUCAGCAGGGACACCGUCACGGCCUACAGGGACGCCUUUUACCGCCCGGAGCGCAUGGUGCUGGCCUUUGCGGGCGUCGACCACGGCGCCGCCGUCGGGCUGGCCAGGCAGUUUUUCGGAGACAUGAGCUCCAGCUCGCCCCGCGCGGCCGCCGCCGCCACCACCACCUCUUCGGCUUCGUCCGAGACGUCCGACAUGUCCGCCGACGAGUCGACGACGACGACGACGACGACGACGAAGAGCUAUUCCUCAUCCGUCUCGUCGAGCCCCCAGCCCCCAUCAUCAUCAUCAUCAUCAUCAUCAUCAUCAUCAUCAUCACCAUCAUCAAGACUAAUGUCCAAAAUCCCCUUCUUCAAAAACAUAUCCACCUCGGCUCCUCGAACCGCCUCCGUCCUCGCCGCCACGCCUGCCUCCCCCGACGUCAACUAUGCCGCGCCGUCCCGCUACACGGGCGGCUUCCUCGCCCUGCCGCCGCAAGCGCCGUCCCUCAACAACACAAACUUCACGCACAUCCACAUGGCCUUUGAGGGCCUGCCCGUGGGCUCCGACGACAUAUACGCCCUCGCCACGCUGCAGACCCUCCUGGGCGGCGGGGGCUCCUUCUCCGCCGGCGGGCCCGGAAAGGGCAUGUACUCGCGCCUGUACACCAACGUGCUCAACCAGCACGGCUGGGUCGAGUCGUGCGUGUCCUUCAACCAUUCCUACACCGACUCGGGCCUCUUCGGCAUCGCCGCGUCCUGCCUCCCCGGCCACACGUCCGCCAUGCUCGACGUCAUUUGCCAGGAGCUGCGGGCGCUCGCCCUCGACACCGGCUUCUCCCGCCUGCAGGAGGGCGAGGUGCGCCGCGCCAAGAACCAGCUCCGCAGCAGCCUGCUCAUGAACCUCGAGUCGCGCAUGGUCGAGCUCGAGGACCUGGGCCGCUCCGUCCAGGUGCACGGCCGCAAGAUCCCCGUCCGCGACAUGUGCAGGCGCAUCGAGGACCUGACGGUCCGCGACCUGCGCCGCGUCGCCGCCAUGGUUGUGGGCGGCGCCGUGCGCAACCCCGGCGCCGGCAGCGGCGCCCCGACCGUCGUGCUCCAGGAGGCCCAGGCCUACGGGCUGACGAGCCACUCCAUGACGUGGGAUCAGAUACAGGACCGCAUCGACGGCUGGAAGUUGGGCAGGAGCUGA
Messenger RNA from Ustilaginoidea virens, 1725 nucleotides. RefSeq lists its product as uncharacterized. The record is from RefSeq and is a predicted model, not a curated record. Lineage: Eukaryota; Fungi; Ascomycota; Sordariomycetes; Hypocreales; Clavicipitaceae. The coding region runs from base 1 to 1725 and encodes 574 amino acids. The transcript is spliced from 2 exons. Gene Ontology annotation, cellular component: mitochondrion. Gene Ontology annotation, molecular function: metalloendopeptidase activity; metal ion binding.